CUCUUUGGUUGUUUUUUUCUUUGUUAAUUUCCCAACUCUUUAAUUUUUUUUAAAAAUUAUUUUCAUUUUCCUUUUUCUCUUCCUUUCUGCCCAUUAAACAAUGAAAAUGGCAUAUUACCAAUCAUCCUUUCCCCUCUAUAGGAAACACACAUCAUUGCUCCCAACAAUCCUUUUCAACCUUAGAAACCUGAGCUUCUAAGCUAUUCCCUCUCUUCUCAUUUUUUCUUUUUCCCUUUCUCUCUUAUGCCUCUCUCUUCUCUCAGUUUAAAUAUCAACCUUCUUUAUAACCUUUUCUCUCCUCCCUCUCUCUCUCUCUCUCUCUCUCUCUCUUAUAUAUUGCCAUCUCUGAGUUCCUCUCUAUAAUGGAUCCUACCUCAACAAAUUCUGUCAAUGGUUUCUAUUCCUUUCUCACUCGAGGGAUCGAUGAUCUUGAACGUGUUUAUCUCUCUAACAAUUUCAUGUCAAUCCAAUUCCUCCAAAGGGUUCUUUCUCUGUUAAGAUCUUUUCAUUCUCAGUUGACCUUGCUGGUCCAAAAACUUCAUUUGCCUGUGGGAGAUAAGUGGCUUGAUGAGUACAUGGAUGAGAGUUCCAAGCUAUGGGAGGCAUGUCAUGUUCUUAAAUCAGGGAUUUCUGGGAUGGAAAACUACUACUCAGCUGGAUUCAAUAUUACUUCUUCUCUUGACAGCCAUCGGCGUCUUAGUACCCAGCUAUCUCGCCAGGUAAUACGGGCAAUUUCUGGGUGUCGAAGAGAAGCAGCAGGAUUGGAGGAAGAGAACAGAGCUUUAAUGGAAACAAGAAUCCAACCACUAUCUCUGCGGUUCGAUGAGAAGGUGUCGAUUGAAUCUAAACUGAAUGGUUUCAAUGGGUUUCGAGGGGUUCUUUAUGCAAUGAGAAACGUAAGCUCUUUGCUUCUAAUGAUCCUGCUAUAUGGGCUAGUGUACUGCUGGCCAGAGUCAAGCUUUCUGCGAGGAGGGUAUGAAGGAUGCCUGUUUUUUGGAUCAGCUUUCAUGAUCUCAACAGCAAGAUUGCAGCAGAGGGUAGCAGGAGAGAUAAACCAGAUAAAUGGGAGACCAGGGAUUCUGCUGUAUGAAUUUAGGAGAUCAAAGAUGGCGAUGGAGGAGCUGAGAGGAGAGCUAGAGAUGAGGUGUGGACAAGGCGUGGUGGUGGAUUGGGAAACAGAGGUGGAGAUAAGGGAGAGAGUAGAGAAUUUGAGAGGGUGUUUUGGGGUGUUGAGAUCUGGGGCUGAGAAUAUUGUUGGCCAGCUCGAUGAUUUCUUUGAUGAGAUCGUUGAAGGAAGAAAGAAGCUUUUGGACUUUUGCAGCCAUAGAUAGAAACAGGGACAUAGCAAUGGGUGAAAAAAGAGAAAAAAAAAAAUAUACAAGGUAGAAGAAGCAGUUGUUGGGGUGGUUGCCUUUAACCCAUUCUCUCCUUUUAUUUUAUUUUAUUUUUAUUUUUUUAAUUUUAAAUCUUUUUUUUUUCUCUCUCUCUCUCUCCUUUUAUUUUCCCUCCCAGGUUUCUGUUCAUUACUACAACUACUACAUUCUUUUAAAACUUUUCUGUGAAAACCCUUAGACGAAGAUUGAACAAAGAAGAAACAGAAAAUUUUCUGGGUUGGAGAAGAAUUAAAAUUGGAGGGACCAUAAUUGUCGUAGGAAUGGCCGAGCUGUUUCUCUUUGGACAAGAACAUGAAACACCAUCUUCUGGGUUCCAUUUAUUAAUUAUAAUGGACAAAAGGAAUGGAAACUUCUUGAUUUUUACAAAUAGGUUGUAGUUUAUCUUUGCAUUUUUAAUUAGUUAUUUUAUAUUUAUAAGUCAAAGUGGUUUCCCUCCUGUUCCACUUACAUAUAAAUAGAGAGAGAAAGGAGCUCUACUUGUUUAUUUGUUA
Messenger RNA from Manihot esculenta (cassava), 1885 nucleotides. RefSeq lists its product as uncharacterized. The transcript is spliced from 2 exons. Bases 363 to 1331 code for a protein of 322 amino acids. Lineage: Eukaryota; Viridiplantae; Streptophyta; Magnoliopsida; Malpighiales; Euphorbiaceae. The record is from RefSeq and is a predicted model, not a curated record.